CGCGGCGUCCCCCGAGCGGGAGGGCGGAGCGGCCGCAGACUGCGGGAGCAGCAUGUGGACGCUCGGGCGCCGCGCCGCCGCCUGCCUCCUGCCCCGCGCGGCGCCCCCGGGCUCGGCCCGGGCCGGCGCGGGGCCCCCAGGGCCGACGAGGGACGCCGCGCUCCACGGCCGCCGGGGUCUGCGAGCCGGGACCGCAGCAACCCGCGCACCCAGCCGCGCGACUUGGAGCACCCACCGCCUCAAUCAGAUUGUGAAUGUCAAAAAGAAGAGUGUCUGUUUGAUGAACUUGAGGACAGCGGGAACUCUGGGCGACCCUCGCUCUCUGGAUGACACCACCUAUGAAAGGCUGGCCGAGAAGACGUUGGACUCCUUAGCAGAGUUUUUUGAAGACCUUGCAGACAAACCUUACACACUGGAAGACUAUGAUGUCUCGUUUGGGAGUGGUGUUUUAACAGUUAAACUGGGUGGAGAUCUAGGAACCUACGUGAUCAACAAGCAGACCCCAAACAAGCAGAUCUGGCUGUCUUCACCAUCCAGCGGCCCGAAGCGCUAUGACUGGACCGGGGAGAACUGGGUGUACGCCCACGACGGCGUGUCCCUGCAUGAGCUGCUGGCCACCGAGCUGACGAGAGCCUUAAAAACUAAGUUGGACUUGUCGUCUCUGGCCUAUUCCGGGAAAGACACCUGACGCCCAGCCCAGUUCCAAAGGCAUUAGAAGCUCUGACGGCAACACCCCAGCUCCGUCCUGCCGCUGAGUGUCUGGUGUGUUCCCAUUCCCGCCUUUGAGGACCCCUGCAUUGCCGGUAACUGCGCAGUAAAAAGAAUGCGUGGCCUCCCACCCUCCCCCAAGUUCAGGUUUUAAUUUACAUAGUGUGUGUGUGUGUGUGUGUGUGUGUGUGUGCGCGCGCGUGUGUUGGAUUUAUUGUCCGAUUUCCUCCCUCACAGAAUUGUGCUUCUCUUUCAUAAUUGUCCGUAUGCUCCUACAUUUUAUAUAACGUUACAACCAAGAAAACUCAGGGGAAACUGCUGGGGGGGGGGGGCGGGGGGGGAGGAAAGUAACUUGAUUUCACAGUUCAUUCCCUGAAGGACUAAAUGUAAAAAGCCACGUGAACAGUGACUGGCCGGCCUCACCUUUCUGUCCCCAAUAAGCCUCAUUAAAGAGUUGCCUCUAAA
This is a messenger RNA of Hyaena hyaena (striped hyena), 1173 nucleotides long. RefSeq names its product frataxin (gene FXN). The transcript is spliced from 5 exons. NCBI's taxonomy places the organism in Eukaryota, Metazoa, Chordata, Mammalia, Carnivora, Hyaenidae. The record is from RefSeq and is a predicted model, not a curated record. Gene Ontology annotation, molecular function: ferric iron binding; iron chaperone activity; ferroxidase activity. Gene Ontology annotation, biological process: intracellular iron ion homeostasis; iron incorporation into metallo-sulfur cluster. Gene Ontology annotation, cellular component: mitochondrion. Bases 53 to 688 code for a protein of 211 amino acids.